GCUCAGCUUGGACGAUUCGACUAGGGAGGCUCAGGAGGCUGCCCUGAAGGAGAAAGAGGUCCAACGAGAGGAGCUGGAGACGGUCAUUUCAUCACAGAAGAGUACCAUUGCUGUGGUGUCUUGGUAUUCCCUCUGGUGUGCUGUGGCUGUAGCGGCUGUAGUGUCCGUGCUUUGUCUGCUCUUCUGCCUCUAUAAGGCAUUCUUAUUACGGAAACAAGUGAAGGCCAGCGUGGAGACGAGUCCGAUAACAGAAGCUCUGCUGAGCCCGCCAGCGAGGAAUGCAGGGAAGGGAGUUGGGACUCCCUCGACUGAGGCUAAUAGCCCGGCGAGGCUACCUCCUGAA
Perkinsus marinus ATCC 50983 is the source of this 343-nucleotide messenger RNA. RefSeq lists its product as hypothetical. The transcript has a single exon. Lineage: Eukaryota; Perkinsozoa; Perkinsida; Perkinsidae. The annotation marks the transcript as partial. The record is from RefSeq and is a predicted model, not a curated record.